Messenger RNA from Cololabis saira (Pacific saury), 566 nucleotides. RefSeq names its product hemoglobin, alpha embryonic 5 (gene hbae5). The coding region runs from base 64 to 495 and encodes 143 amino acids. NCBI's taxonomy places the organism in Eukaryota, Metazoa, Chordata, Actinopteri, Beloniformes, Belonidae. Gene Ontology annotation, cellular component: blood microparticle; hemoglobin complex; haptoglobin-hemoglobin complex. The transcript has 3 exons. The record is from RefSeq and is a predicted model, not a curated record. Gene Ontology annotation, molecular function: organic acid binding; iron ion binding; oxygen binding. Gene Ontology annotation, biological process: hydrogen peroxide catabolic process; oxygen transport.
ACGCCAGAGUAACCUGACAUCGCCAUCUGAUCCAGGUAGAGACAGAGACAGAAGCGAGUAACCAUGAGUCUGACAGAGAAGGACAAGGCUGCGGUCAAGGCGCUCUGGGCCAAGAUCUCCAAGUCAGCUGAUGCCAUUGGGGCCAAUGCUCUGGGCAGGAUGCUCACCGUUUACCCCCAAACUAAGAUCUACUUCGCCCACUGGCCGGAGAUCGGCCCAGCCUCCGCCCCCGUGGCCAAACACGGCAAGAAGAUCAUGUCCGGCGUGGCUCUGGCCGUGUCCAAGAUCGAUGACCUGACCGCCGGCCUGCUGGAGCUCAGCGAGCUGCACGCCUUCAAGCUCAGGGUGGACCCGGCCAACUUCAAGCUCCUGUCCCACUGCAUCCUGGUGGUGGUCGCCACCAUGUUCCCCAAUGACUUCCCCCCGGAGUCCCACGUCGCCUUGGAUAAGUUCUUGGCCGCCUUGGCUCUGGCUCUGUCUGAGAGAUACCGUUGAUCCAGACCCACCCAUGUCACCCACACAUGGUGAAAUGAAUUAAAGAAUAAAGUCAACAUACCAGCCCAAAA